Molecule: messenger RNA, 1355 nt
Organism: Ipomoea nil (Japanese morning glory)
Lineage: Eukaryota; Viridiplantae; Streptophyta; Magnoliopsida; Solanales; Convolvulaceae
Product: protein SENSITIVE TO PROTON RHIZOTOXICITY 1-like
Exons: 1
Coding region: 160-1266 (368 amino acids)
Biological process (GO): response to aluminum ion; response to acidic pH
Source: RefSeq, a predicted model, not a curated record
AUUGUUUAUUCACUAUUACACGUGCCAACAUAUUAGUUCUCGGUGCUCCACUAUACGCCUCUCGCGAAGUCAAUCCUGACGACGCCCAAAUAUAAAAAUCUCUUUCUUUACUUUCAUUUCGAUUGGUUUCCAUCGCCGGCAAUCUUCUAGCCGCUAAAAAUGUCAUUUUUCGGCGACUUACGUCAUACACCUCCCCCCACCAAGCCACCUGGGGCCGCCGCGGUCGGCGGCGCUGACCCUCUGCUGAACCUUGCUAACGUCCAAGCAAGAAUGGACUCCCUCCACAAGUUCCUCUCCACCUCCGUCACCAGCAACAUUCUCCUCGGAGAAGAACAGAUGGGCAUGGUGUCCACUGAGAUCUCCGCCGCCAUACACCAGAUUAUAGUCAACGGCGCCGCCCUCCUCGCUUCCACCCAAGCCGCCGCGGAUGAAGUUAGCCCCGGCGUGUCCGCCCAAGUUAUUGACCAUAAAUCGACGAAUAAACGUCUGUUUUCCGAGAUCGUUGACCAGAUCGCGGUCGCGGCGGAGGACGGCGGAUCCGGCGGCGAGGACUGGGAAAUCAUCGAGCUGGACGCGGUGGAGCUGCUGGCGGAGCACAUCCACUUCUGCGAGAUAUGCGGGAAGGGGUUCAAGCGAGACGCGAAUCUCCGGAUGCAUAUGCGAGCUCACGGGAACCAGUUCAAGACGGCGGAGGCGUUAGCGAAGCCCGGGAAAUGCGGCGGAGAAUCCGGGCCGGUCCGGAAAACCCGGUUCUCGUGCCCGUUCGUCGGGUGCUCGAGGAACAAAACGCACAAGAAAUUCCGGCCUCUCAAAUCCGCAAUCUGCGUCAAGAAUCACUUCCGGCGGAGCCAUUGCCCCAAGCUCUACUCCUGCAACCGCUGCAACAAGAAGAGCUUCUCCGUGCCGGCGGAUUUGAAGAGCCACGCUAAACACUGCGGGGAGACCAAGUGGAAAUGCUCGUGCGGGACCAGCUUCUCCCGCAAGGAUAAGCUCUUCGGCCAUAUGGCGCUGUUCGAGGGCCAUAUGCCGGCAGUGGAGGAUGAAAAAGCGGCGGCGGCGGUUCCCAUGGCGGAGGACGAUGAAGAAGAAGAGGAUACCACGGCGAAGAAAGAUACAAAUUCAGGCGGGUCGGAUAACGCCUUCUUGGACCGACUUCUUAAGGACGACUGUGACUCUAUUGACAAUUAUUGCUUCCAAGAAAUCCUGGGCUGGCCUUCUCCUAAUGCCGCAAAUGGUUUAGGGCUCGAAACUUUCUUCGGUCUUUGAUAUGAACUUUAGUAUGAAGUUGUUGUUCAUAGUCUUAUUAUGUUUUGUUCUAUAUGAAUAAAAUGAAUGGUUUUCUAUUUUGUGAUUCA